AUCGAAUUGUGAAACAACCACUGGUCGUCUCGCAGGCUAUAAAAGCUCAAAAUACGGCUUUUGAAUCAGCCAAUCAGAUUCAAGUAUUUUCGUUUCCGUGUGAGUUGUAGAUUCGGGCCAGCAACAUCACAAACAUUCAAAAAACAAAAUGGCGAAGGCUGGAAGCUCAAGGAGAAUUUCUCUUGAAGAUGCUGUCAAUUAUAUGCUUGAAACUGAUGAUUCUGACAUCGAUUCAUGUCAUGGGGGCCUCAGUAGUGACGAAGAAGAAAGAAUAGAUAAUGCUUUAUUGGGUUACUACUCGGAUUGGGAUGAAAAUGAUCCAAAUGCUGAUGUUGAAAGCAAUCUUGUCGGUCGCUCAUCACCGCCUCCUUCUUCACCGCCACCGCCGCUGUCCACAAACUCGACUGAAACGUUGAACAAUGAAAGUCAAGUAACUGCUCUAAAUUCUGCUGUUUCUCUAACAUUCUGUGCCAAUAAUAAUGUUCCUGACCAUGCCACAGUCACUAAUGAGCCCAGUACGAGAAUUUCUCGUCGCACGCGCCGUCCUCGAAAACAGGUUAUUGAUUUGGGGUCAACCGAUGAUGACUGCGAUAACAAAGAAAACAUUUGCGAGAAACAUACCUCUACAAAAAAAGGUAAAAAGAAGCCAGCUAACAAGAAACCAGCCAAUAAGAAGCCAGCUAAUAAGGAGCCAGUAGCACAUAAGAAUACCAAGAGUUAUGAUGAUCCAGAUACUCCAAACAUUCUACCAGAUUUUACUCCGACACGUGACCCAGGAUUGCAUUGUGAUGUUCCAUUGAUACGCGGCGUUCAAGAAAUUGAUUUUUUCCAACUAUUCUUUAGUGAGGAAUUGAUUCAGGAUAUAGUGAAGCAUACUAAUACAUAUGGCUGGAGAAACAUCAGCAAAAAGAAAAGUUGUGCAAAAAAAGAUGGGUCAUGGAAAGAAACCUCUGUCCACGAGAUGAAGCAAUUUAUACUGGAGUGUCAAAUCACUGUUUCAUGGUUUAUGGGCAAGGGAGAUGCUGUCCAGGAGUAG
Hydractinia symbiolongicarpus is the source of this 1036-nucleotide messenger RNA. RefSeq lists its product as uncharacterized. The coding region runs from base 149 to 1036 and encodes 295 amino acids. NCBI's taxonomy places the organism in Eukaryota, Metazoa, Cnidaria, Hydrozoa, Anthoathecata, Hydractiniidae. The transcript has 2 exons. The record is from RefSeq and is a predicted model, not a curated record.